Arabis nemorensis is the source of this 1599-nucleotide messenger RNA. Lineage: Eukaryota; Viridiplantae; Streptophyta; Magnoliopsida; Brassicales; Brassicaceae. The record is from the annotation of a GenBank genome assembly.
AUGGAGAAGAGGGAAGAUCUCAGGUCAAUUCUUCAGUAUCUGCCUCUUGUGGCUCAGUCUUCAUCUCUAGUUUGGCCACCUUCUGUUGAAGAAGAGCUCCAAACAAUGUCUAGAGGACCGAGUGAGUCAAUGGUCAACUCGGGAGAGAGACUGGCUCUCCAUAUGAAAAAUAUGAAGAGAUCCCUCUCCUUGAAUCCAUCUGACCUUGCAGAUUAUGAGUUAAAAGGAUAUGCUCUUUACUUUGACAAGAAAAUUUCCAGAGAAGAGUCAGCUAAGUUUUUUGAUGAAGUGGUUCCUGCGUUGUGUGGAUUACUUCUGCAGUUACCUUCAAUGUUAGAAACGCACUAUCAGAAUGCAGAGCAUGUUCUUGAUGGAAUUACAUCGGGGCUUCGUCUAUUAGGUCCCCAAGAAGCUGGCAUUGUGUUUCUUAGCCAGGAAUUGAUUGCAGCUCUUCUUGCCUGUUCCUUCUUUUGUUUAUUCCCUGAAGUUGGCAGAGGCUUAAAGCAUCUUCAAAGAAUCAACUUUGAUGAACUAUUUGUGUUACCGAGUAUGCAUCACUGCUCGAAGCAGGAAAACAAAAUAAGAUGCCUAAUCAAUUACUUUGGAAGAAUAUGUCGAUGUAUGCCCACCGGGUUUGUUUCAUUUGAGAGGAAAAUUCUUCCGCUGGAACACCAUCCUGGCUAUAUUUCUUAUCCUGAGGCGGAUUACUGGGCCAAAUCCAUCACCCCGCUUUGCUCUGUCGAGAUUCAUACCUCAGGAGCUAUAGAAGAUCAACCCCGUGAAGCUCUUGAAGUGGAUUUUGCAGAUGAGUAUUUUGGAGGCCUUACUCUGAGUUAUGACACUCUACAGGAAGAGAUAAGGUUCGUGAUCAAUCCAGAACUUAUCGCCGGCAUGAUCUUCUUGCCUCGUAUGGAUGCAAAUGAAGCAAUUGAGAUUGUUGGUGUUGAAAGAUUUUCACGUUACACAGGGUAUGGACCUUCAUUCCAAUACGCUGGCGAUUACACAGACAAGAAGGGUUUAGACAUUUUCAGGAGGCGAAAAACGAGAGUCAUAGCUAUAGAUGCACUUCCUGGCCCUGGAAUAACUCAGUACAAACUUGAUGCCCUUCUUCGAGAAGUUAACAAGGCCUUUACCGGAUACCUGCAUCAAUGUAAAUAUCGAAUGGAUGCAUCUCUUAGGAUCCCACUCGAGACAGACACUAACCCUUCUAGCUAUACUCACUCUGAGCGGCCUGAUCCUCUUCCAUCAGCUUCUUUGCGCCAAGUUGUAGAAAGCUCCCAGAGAUGGUGUAUUGAUCAUGAAGAGAUCAUUGGUGUUGCUACAGGGAAUUGGGGUUGUGGUGUGUUUGGAGGCGAUCCUGAACUAAAGAUCAUGCUUCAAUGGCUUGCCGUUUCACAGUCCGGAAGACCCUUCAUGUCGUACUACACAUUUGGACUCCAAUCCCUGCAAAAUAUCAAUCAGGUGAUCGAAAGGGUCACUAUGCAAGAAUUGACUGUAGGAGACCUAUGGAAUAAGGUAGUUGAGUAUUGUGAAGAGAGAUUCAUCAGAAAAACAAGACUUGGCUUCUUCUCGUGGCUCAUAACCUCACUCUCUGCUUAG